AGAAGCUCGGUUAAUCACUGGAUUUAAUAAGAAAACAGAAAUAAGUUAAACUAGUUACCUUUUUUGCGUUUGUUUCAUCCUUCCAUCAAAAACUGUGUUGUGUUCAUUUCCAUCCUGAUUACCAUAGUGAUGGACUUUCAUCCGAGAUGAUCCAGAUCCUAAUAUAUUUCACCAUCUUCAUCAUCAACAAUAACAAAAACAGUGUAAAAAUACGCCAUUACAUUCACCAAAAAUAUCAAACCCAAAACUAGUGUAAUAACAAAGUAUCUAAUUGAGUAACAUCAUGAUAAUUUAUACAGUGUUUACCAUUUUUAAAAGUGUAUCUGUCCAUCGAUGAAUUUUGAAGUAACUUUGAUUCCAUUGAAUUACCAAUUGGAUUGUCGUUUUGUUCCCAUGAUCUUGUGAUCUUAAUUCGCAAUUUUCUUGGUUUUCAUUUGAUUCCAUGAUUGUUGUUAACAUCUAAUCCUCAUCGGUUAACCAUUUGGGCUGUGGAUAAAAAAAAGUCAACUGAUUAAAUUGCUAUUUGAGUAAUCCCGUGGAUCGUAUAUACUUACUUAAUUAUUCAAAUACUUAAUUAAUAGGAAGCAACAUUGUAUUCCAUUGCUGUCAUUUUCAUCAAUUUUUUCUAUCUCCACUUCCUUAUAUACUUUUAUUGCAAUCGAAAUUGAAUCUUGAAUGCUUCAUGAAAUCAUGAUGGACUUUAUGAAAGACGGUUCUCUUAGUGUAUCUCAUGAACCUGAUUCCUCAAUCAAUUUAUUUGGCUCAAUUGGUUUACCAGUUCCAUCAACAAGUCAUUCUUCAGCCAAUCAUCAUUGUUCAGUCAAUAAUAACUCAGUAAAUAACAAUAACACAAAUAAUGGCAACAACAGCAACAAUAAUGAAAAUAAUAGUAAUAAUAAUAACAGCAGCAAUGGUAAUAACUCGAAUGUAAAUGGGCAAUCCAAUGGUCAUCAUCACAAUAAUCAUCAUCACCAUAAUCCACAUCAUUAUGACAAUGGAAUCAACCAUGAUAGAGUUGCAGCCUCUAUGGCACUGUCAUCACCCUCAAUUAACAGUCUAUCAACAGUCCACUCUAAUAAUAAUGCCAAUCAUUCCAGUGCAGCUACUCCUGUGAUAUCACUGUUUAAAUUGAAAAACUUUCUCCACCAACCCAAGUUCAAAUCUUUGGGCAAUAGCAACGAUGGUAAGAUUGAUUACCAAACAUAUUCAGGUCCCAACAGUGUGGAAGAAAGUCGAUCAGGUUCAAGUGGACUGGAUACAUCACCCACAAUACACCAUAGUCUCUACGGAAAUCGAAGUGUAGCCAACUCAAGUCCAACCUCUGGUCCACCCCAUCAGUCUGUCUUGGUAGUACCUCAGCCGGUGAAAACCUCUAUGCCCAAUAACCCCACAACCAACGGUACAGGUCGGAAGUAUCAGUGCAAAAUGUGUCCUCAGGUAGUAUUCGGAUCCAAAGCAGAUAUGCAGCUUCACACUCAAAUACAUAUGAGAGAACCUAAACCGUACAAAUGUUCCCAGUGCUCCAAAUCAUUUGCAAACUCAUCAUACCUCUCACAACACACGCGAAUCCAUCUUGGCAUUAAACCUUAUCGAUGUGAAAUGUGUCAACGAAAGUUUACCCAAUUAUCUCAUCUUCAACAACAUAUUCGAACUCAUACCGGUGAUAAACCUUAUAAAUGUCGUCACACCGGUUGUAACAAAGCAUUUUCCCAGCUUUCAAAUUUACAAUCUCAUUCGCGAUGUCAUCAAACGGAUAAACCCUAUAAAUGUAACUCAUGUUAUAAAUGUUUUACCGAUGAGGCAGCCCUUCUUGAUCACAUACCUAAACACAAAGAAUCGAAACACCUGAAAACGCAUAUUUGUCAUUUUUGUGGUAAAAGUUAUACUCAAGAAACUUAUUUAGCCAAGCACAUGCAGAAACACGCUGAUCGUCCCGAAAAACGUUCAUCCGGAUCUUCAUCAACCUCAUCCUCUUCAACCUCACCGGUUGCUGCUGGUGGCCCUUCAGCAACUUCAUCAUCAGUCCCUUCAUCAGGCGCAUCAUCAGUCCCCGUAUCAGCCGCAGCAUCAGUCCCUGUAUCCGCAGCAGCAUCAGUCCCUUCAUCAGCCGCAGCCGCAGCAGCAGCAGCAGCGGCCGCUGGUCUCAUUGGAAGAUCUCCUGGUAAUGGUGGCGCUCCUGAAAGUCACUACGGAUGGCAUUCAACGUCAUCUGCCAAUAACAAUAAUAACAAUAGUACCAAUAAUAAUUCCACUAAUAAUAGUAAUAAUAAUUCAAAUAAUAAUAAUCAAAAUGCUGUAGCAGCAGCUUACUUCCCUUAUGACACCUUUGGUUUUGCCAAACCUGGUUCUGGACCAGUUCAUGGUAUGGACAUUAAAUCAUCCAUGGAAGCAAAAUCAAGCGGUUAUAGCUCAUUCCCUAAUCAAUUGAUUGCAUUACACCAGAUCCGUAAUUAUGCAUCCAUGCCCAAUAGUGCGGCAUCGAUAGCUCAAGAGCAUAGGAUUUUGAAAGAUAAAUCAUUUUAUGACAAGGAAAUGAACAUUCAUCACCCAAUAUGUACUUCCCUGAUAUCCAAAUGAACUGAACGCAUCCAUUGUGUUUCUUCAUUUAAAAAUAAUAUAACACUCAUAAACAAAACAAGUCCUUAAAGUGAUCAUCUUAAUUGUCACUGUUAAAUCUUAGUCCUCAUCAUUAUCUUCACUCUCUCUUCUCUUCUUCUCUUCUCUUUCUUUCUCUCUUCAUGUAAUUUCUAUCUUUACUAAUAUUGUUUUCUUUGCUUUCUUUUCAUCCCAACUUGUUUAUUUUCAAAAAAAUAGUUUUCAAUACUACAUUGGAUCUAAUUAAGAGUCAAUCAAAGUAGUUGAUUGUAAUUUUUUCAUCUCUUUAUUAGUUUGCUAAUUAAAAAUUUCACCCUCAUCAUUCAUUUAGUGUUAAUUGCUAAUAUGUUAAGCUUGUCAGCCUGUAAUGAAUCUUUCCUUAGCUUGACUCAAGCAUUACAAACUGUAUUACAACAAAUUGAAAUAUCUCUUGAACAUCAUUUUCAUUAAUUUGCGAGUUAUCAUCGUCAUUUAAUAGACUGAUAUAAUCAUCUCCUUAACCUGUCUCAUCAUCAACUAAAUCAUCAUCUUAAUGUUCAAUAUUUGCUGGCUGAUUGAAUAUUUAUUGCUAAUAAAUGCAAAUUAAACAAUUUA
Molecule: messenger RNA, 3189 nt
Organism: Tetranychus urticae (two-spotted spider mite)
Lineage: Eukaryota; Metazoa; Arthropoda; Arachnida; Trombidiformes; Tetranychidae
Source: RefSeq, a predicted model, not a curated record